Messenger RNA from Lates calcarifer (barramundi perch), 1860 nucleotides. Its product is annotated as prostaglandin reductase 3. The record is from RefSeq and is a predicted model, not a curated record. Gene Ontology annotation, molecular function: oxidoreductase activity; zinc ion binding. Gene Ontology annotation, cellular component: mitochondrion. The transcript is spliced from 2 exons. Bases 331 to 1545 code for a protein of 404 amino acids. NCBI's taxonomy places the organism in Eukaryota, Metazoa, Chordata, Actinopteri, Centropomidae.
AAGGGGAGGGACUCCGACGACAAGUCUGGGGCGCUGCUGUGCUGCUUUCAAGGCUGCACCAGUGCGACGUUUUAAUUCUAAAUACUCGACUCAGUGCUUUUGCUAAAGUAGCAGGGAGUCACGCAACAAAGAAUCGCGGCGUUUAUUUUUACAUUUUGUUUUGUUCAAAAGCGCGUUUGGCCCGGCUCUGCCCGGCCGGGCCUGGCCUGCAUGUAUGCCGUGCAUGUGCAGAGGGGAGAGAGCCUAUAGCGCAGGCUAACGGCAGUCGGGCUUUAUUGCCGCCGCAAAGGCACGUUAAGUUAUCCGUGAACUUUGUCACAUUUCGGCGGCAUGUCCAGCCUUCUGCUGGCGAGAAACGGCAGGAGAGCGAUCUCGGUAAUCGGCGGGGGGCGCAGAGGCACCGACGCACUUUCAGGAGUUCAUCCGGUUACGCGGCGCUUCAUCAUAGAUAUGUCCUACUCAGCGCACUUCAUGGAUUUUAAAGGAUCCUCCAUACCGAGCACUAUGAAAAAGCUGGUCGUCACCAAGCUUAGUCCUAAUUUCAGAGAGGCUGUUUCUAUGCAAACCGUUACGGUUCCGACACCCGGGGACGCGGACUUGCUCGUCAGGAAUCGUUAUGUGGGAAUCAACGCCUCUGAUAUUAAUUUCUCAGCAGGCCGUUACGACCCCUCGCUGAAGCCUCCCUUCGAUGCCGGUUUCGAGGGUAUUGGUGAGGUUGUUGGCCUCGGCCUCAGCGCCAGCUCCCGUUACACCAUUGGGGACAUCGUGGCCUAUUUCGGCAGCGGUGCGUUCGCAGAGUACACGGUGGUGCCAGCCAAGGAAAGUGUGCCUGUCCCCGCGGUGAAGCCAGAGUUCCUCACCCUGCUGGUCAGCGGCGCCACUGCUUACAUCGCCUUGAAACGUCUGGGCGACCUGGCCGAAGGUGAGACGGUCCUCGUCACGGCGGCUGCAGGAGGGACCGGGCAGUUCGCAGUGCAGUUUGCCAAACAGGCCGGUUGCCACGUGAUUGGGACCUGUUCGUCCAAUGAGAAAGCCGGCUUCCUUAAAUCCCUUGGCUGUAACAGGCCGAUCAACUACACCUCAGAAGACCUGGCCAAAACGCUCAAGAAAGAAUACCCAAAAGGCAUAGACGUGGUGUAUGAGUCAGUUGGAGGCAGCGUUUUAGAACUAGCAGUGAACAGGUUGGCCAAUAAAGGCCGACUGAUAGUGAUUGGCUUCAUCUCUGGGUACCAGACCGCAUCAGGGAUCCCACCUUUCACAGGAGGAACACUACCGGUCAAGCUGCUUCAGAAGUCGGCCAGCAUCAGGGGUUUCUUCUUGCCCCACUUCCUCAGUGACUACAGGGAGGCUCUGGGUAGCAUGAUGCAGAUGUUUGCCAAAGGAAAGCUAGUGUGUGAGGUGGAUUGUGGGGAUUUGGCCCAGGGGGGGAGAUUUGUAGGCUUGGAGUCAGUCUUCAGGGCUGUGGACUACAUGUAUGCUGGGAAAAACCUGGGCAAGGUGGUGGUGGAAGUGGCACCACCCUCUGUUAGUAAUAGUAAACUGUGAAAGAAAUCAUGCUUGAGCUCAAAUGAUUGUUAAGUUUAAAAUGAAAAACUGUGAAUUAGGGAUUUAAUCAUUAUUAACAGAGGUGAGGAUCUUUAUUUUUGUAAUAUGAUUGAUGUGGCAUUAAAGGCAAAGCUACACAAUGCUUCCAUAAAGAAAUAGAAUACUAACAUUAUUUUCUACUAUAUCUUACUUUGGAAUCUAUGUGCAAUAAAAGUGAUUGAUCAGUCAUCCCUAAUUUGUUAGUUAAUUUAACUAAUGUCUAUGCAGUGAUGAUAAUAUUGCAUAAAUAUUCAGAUUAAAACUCAGGAAAAUAUA